AUGCUACAUGGCUGGAAACUUCAAAAGGUAGGUGCAGACGGCUGGGAGAGUCCGUUCAAAAAAAAUCUCGAUCCCUCGUUGUGUGGACAACAUCUAAAUGGUUGGGACUGGAUUCCACGGAAGCACGUUAACAUCUCUGUAAUCAAAGAGGAACUGAGGGGAUUCGAGCGGUACUCGGGUAAGACCUAUCCUUCUGCGGCAAGCCAGCUUACGUACCUCUCAUUGCCGGAUGUUGGUGAUUGCUAUCCCAAGUGUGGUGAUAGCGUCUAA
Molecule: messenger RNA, 270 nt
Organism: Haemonchus placei
Lineage: Eukaryota; Metazoa; Nematoda; Chromadorea; Rhabditida; Trichostrongylidae
Source: the annotation of a GenBank genome assembly